Messenger RNA from Aspergillus affinis, 3366 nucleotides. RefSeq lists its product as uncharacterized. Lineage: Eukaryota; Fungi; Ascomycota; Eurotiomycetes; Eurotiales; Aspergillaceae. The record is from RefSeq and is a predicted model, not a curated record. Gene Ontology annotation, molecular function: hydrolase activity, hydrolyzing O-glycosyl compounds; chitin binding. The transcript is spliced from 15 exons. Bases 1 to 3366 code for a protein of 1121 amino acids. Gene Ontology annotation, biological process: carbohydrate metabolic process.
AUGCAUGUUCAUUCUGCGACCGUCUUCGCUGGGCUUCUGGCGGCAGCAACUGCUGUUUCCGGGUCAAGCGCCCACAACAACAGCGCUAUCUAUAAGGCUUUAUAUGCUGCUCACUCGAGUUCGACUCCGGUCUUCCAAAACGUGUCUGGUCAAUCGGUGAAUCCCUUGGUCCGUGUACUUCAAGGCUUAACCAAAGAUGUCCGUUCCCUGGUGAAGAGGGAUGAGCUCCCUGUAGGCAUUUGUGCGCCAGGUACUCCUUGUGUCAAUGGUGCUUGCUGCAGUAAGAAAGGAAUCUGUGGGUUCUCGCCCGACGAGUGUGGCAAGGACACUUGCAUUUCGGACUGUGAUGCAAAGGCCGAAUGCGGACAGUCAUCCACGCGGAAAUGCGACAAGCGCCAACCGUCGGACAUCGACAUUGUGUCUUUGACACACCUCAAUUUUGCAUUUGCAUUCUUCCAUCCGACCACUUUCCAGAUACUUCCAAUGAGUGCCAAUGAUGAAACUCUUUACCCUCAGCUUACAGGUCUCAAAUCCAAGAAGCCGUCACUGAAGACAUGGAUUGCUGUGGGCGGCUGGAGCUUCAACGACGCCACCAACUCCCCAAACACCCAGACAGCCUUUGGCGACAUGGCAAGUAGUGCGGCGAAUCGCCAAACCUUUAUUAAGUCUCUAGUCCAUUUCAUGCAAACCUGGGGCUUUGAUGGCGUUGACCUUGACUGGGAGUAUCCUGGAGCCGAUGAUCGUGGUGGUAACCCUGAUGACACGGCUAACUUUGUCGAGCUGCUUCGAGACAUGAAGAAUGCUUUUCAGGGAAGGUACGGCAUUAGUGUCACUCUACCAGCAUCCUACUGGUAUCUACGAUGGUUUGACCUGCAGGGAAUGCAAGAGCACCUCGACUUCUUCAACAUCAUGACAUAUGAUAUUCACGGCGUAUGGGACGCCUCUAACAAGAACACCGGUCCCUACGUACGCCCCCAUACCAAUAUCACUGAGAUCAAGUUAGGUCUUGACCUCUUAUGGAGAAACGACGUGGAUCCCUCUCGGGUAAAUUUUGGGCUUGGGUGGUACGGUCGUUCAUUUACGCUGGAAGAUCCAAGCUGCAACCAGCCCAAUUGCAUCUUUAGCUACGGCGGUAAACCUGGGGAGUGUACUAACUCAUCAGGGACACUUUCUAAUUCCGAGAUCCGGCGUAUUAUUACUGAGAACAACCUUACUCCAACUCUUAAUGCUGAAGCCGCUGUCAAGUGGAUUUCCUGGGAUAGUAACCAGUGGGUCUCAUACGAUGACGGGGAGACCAUCCAGAUGAAGAUAGCAGAAGCAAACAAACUAUGCCUUGGUGGCGUGUUGAUCUGGGCAGUUGACCUUGAUGACUUAGAUCAUAGCAGUUCAAACGAUAUGCUUGGUAUAGGACCAUCAAAUGGUGUUUCCCCUGCCGAUACAGAGACAUUCAGGAAACAAAAAGGAUCAAUAGAGCGGGCUGCUACAAUUGCCAACUCUUGCUACUGGACAUUCUGCGGAGGCCAGUGUGUUGAGCGCUAUACCUCGCACGCGUAUGCUAAAGGGCAGGUUCCGAACAUCGACGGCGACGAGUCAUGCAGGGAUGGCACUGUUCGCACAUUAUGUUGUGCACCUGGGACAACCACUGGGACUUGCUCAUGGAAUGGCUGGAAUGGAGUGGGCAUGGCCUGCUCGACCGAGUAUUGCCCCAGCGGCACAGAGUUGAUUGCGAUGAACACCAAUUCAUACGAAGAAGACACGGAUUUGCGCAUCAACAAUAACCUUACCUGCACCGGUGGAGCGCAGUCGUACUGCUGCUCCGGAUUCGUGCCCUCUCAACUCGCCAACACCGACAGCCUAUCGUUGUUAGGCGACUAUCGCCCAGUAGAUGAAGACCAGAAGGAACUCAGUAUGAGAAGCGAACCCAGCAAAUUAGGGGAUGUUUGCCAGACUUCCGUGCUAGCCAGUGUAGCAACCUUUUUGGGUGCGUUUGGUGUACUUGGAGAGAGUCUAAUGACAGGCCUGGCUAUGGUCGCCUGUUUCACCAAAGUAUUCCAUCGCAUCCAUCACGGCGACGAGUCUCAUGGCUCCCAAGGCAACGUGGAGGGCAGUAAGCCUCAUAGCCUCCAAGACGACAUUGUGAAUCGACUCGGCCAGGGGCCUGCCGGAAUCGGGCAAAAGCCCACGGAUCGCAAUCAGAACAAGCCGAGCAAUCCGAAGGGAAAAUUUGGCCGCUAUCAGCAGGUCGUGUAUAAGAAAGGCACUAAGGAUUGCCAAGUCACUUACACUUGUGAAUAUGGGCUCGGCUUCGACGAGACCUGCGAUAAUAUGCGCUGGGCGAUUGAAGUUGGGUUCGACGGUGACAAGGUCUAUCACAAGGCCCAGAGCAGGUUCGCACAGACGUAUGCGGAAAGGUGGUACAAGACCCGUGACCCGGCGUACCGCGACCUCGCAGCCCGACCACCAGGGUGGCCAAAAGGUCGCGGCGAUCAGCCUCGCUGCAAUGUGGAAGAAUUUCCUUUCGGGUCACUCCAAGAGGCGGGCAACAACAAUUACCAGAUUCUUCGUUUCGUGAGCCGGGACGUGAACAGUGCGCACAGUGAAGACUGGAAUGCUUGGUUAAAUGCAGUAUGGUGGCCCUGCCAAAGACUCCGGAAACAGCGCAAAAUCGAGCCCAAUGGCCCUCCAAUCACCAUGACAUGGUCACCAUUCAAGGAGGGUGAUAACCGAAUCAAGGCCAAUAACGAGGCCCCUCAUAAUAAGGCCCCUCAUUUCAUCGAGGCUUACGGGUUCAACUCCCAAGGUGCCACUGAAUGCUUCCCAACAUACACUUAUCCCGUGGAACAUGGGACGGCUGUGACUGCAACCACCAAAACCUUAACCGACUAUGGCUUUCGAGUACAUCCCGAGGACCCAAUGUUCCUCAUUCCCUACCAAUACCCUUACAAUGAGUAUAUGCGGACUCCCCCUACCGCCGACAGACCCCACGAUUUCGACCAGGUCAACUGGCUAAGAAUCAAGCGAGAUGUCACUCUGGGUGUGCUAAACCAGGAUCUGCCAUUGUCCGCCAUUCAGGAAGCUGAAGAAGCCGAAACAGUGUCAAAGGUUGCGGAAGCCUUCUUGAAACACCGGUCUGGGGCAGAGGAGCCGGCUGCAACAAAUGCAGCCGAGUUUUCCAUACCAGUCGAGACUGAUACGGUGGCGGGGAGUAGUUGGCAGCCUUGGAGCGAACAACACGUACCUGUUGAAACAGGGGUGCCUGAGCCCGAGGAGGAGAAAGAUAGUGAUAGCCGCAUGAUGCGGAGAAGGCGGCAGCAUUUGCAGGAACACCAGCGGGGACAUGCUGGUGGUCAUGGACAUUUAACUUGA